Messenger RNA from Eriocheir sinensis (Chinese mitten crab), 3161 nucleotides. RefSeq names its product neurogenin-1-like. The transcript has 2 exons. The record is from RefSeq and is a predicted model, not a curated record. Gene Ontology annotation, molecular function: protein dimerization activity. Lineage: Eukaryota; Metazoa; Arthropoda; Malacostraca; Decapoda; Varunidae. The coding region runs from base 325 to 1110 and encodes 261 amino acids.
AAAUAAUAAGGAGAAGAUUUGAAAAUUAAGCUAGGAAAAAAAGAGCAAAUUGUGCACCGUGUGUGGCUGCGCGGAGCGAGUGCUGGGCAUGGGUGCUGGCCGGGGUGGGAGGGCAGCGGCGGCGCGGGGUUCAGUGGGCAGGAGUCCUUCUCCGGGGUGGGAUGUGUUUGUUGCUGCUCACGAGUGUCUCCCUCACACGCCACUUGAACGUCCAUACGAAAGAAAUUCCCUAAUAACUGAGUUUGUUGUGUCGCUGUUAAAUCGAUAUGCUCUAGUUCACUGGCCAAGUGAUUUAACUGAUAAACUGUAAGUGUUGGUGGUAAUAUGGCCAAAAUGGAGAAGCCCGUCCGAGGAGAGGAGGAAAAGAGCGAGGAAGAGGCGGCGAGAGAGAGUGGCAACGAAACGGCGGGAGGGGAAGACGAGGUGGACAGCAAUAACAAUAACGAUGACAAAAAUCAAAAUGUCGCACCCAGCAACAAGUCCUCGGGAACAUCCAACGUCAAAUACCAGCUUCGGCCCCGCGCCCUGCACCCACGUCGACGAUGUGACAGCGAGUGGACCCUCCAGGACACGCUGCGGCACAAGCCUCGGCCACCGCCGCUGUCCCGCUACCGCAGGAAGACUGCCAACGCACGCGAGCGGUGCCGCAUGCGUCAGAUCAACACAGCUUUCGAGAGCCUGCGGGGCGUCCUGCCCUCCUGGGUGUGCAGUCGCCGCGCCGCCGCAGACAUGACGAAAAUCACCACGCUGCGCCUCGCUUCUGCCUACAUCAGGUCCCUUCAAGACAUUCUGGACGGCAAUGCCCCUGAAGACACUUGCUCCUGGGUGCUCUCCAGCAUCCUGGGGGAGGCCGCCCCCAUGCCGGACCCUCAGCCUGGUCACCCUUGCAGCCCCGGCAGAGCGCAGCAGAUUCUGGGGCUUACACCACCUCAGACGGACUUCGUCACCUUCCUGUGUUCCGGCCCCGAGUCGCAGGUCCUCCACGACAACAUGGACUCCCUCUCCUCACUGUCACCCAUGUCCGAGACGGAGGCUGUCGCCCUCCUGCUGGGGACGGAGACUCAGCCGCGUCCCUGGCUGGACGGGCAGCAGUCCCCGCUGGUGUCGUGAUAGCCAAGCCUGGCGCGUUGCUCACGCUGGCCUGGCCAGCACCGACCCGAAGUGAACUAAAGUCAGGCUGUCACGACAAGGGUGGCGGAUGUAGCUGCUGCUGCUGCUGCUGCAUCUGUUGAUUCUAAUGGAUCUUAAUGUGAUACUAUAAGUUUCUAUAACCUAAACUUUGCCCAAUGCAAAAUGAGGUGAACCAUUCCUUGUGUUGUUGUGGAAACAAAACAGAGACUAACAAAGGAAAAAAAGAAGUGCAAAUUAUAAAGUAUAAGUUUUGUGUUAAAAAGUGAACAAACUUGUGAAUAUUUAUGUUUCACCGUCUGGAAUUUCACAGUAACGAGCGUGUACACAGACUGUAAUUAACGGCCGAGUCCCUCGGAAGCCGCUCUUGUGUGUGAAAACAUUAACCCGCCACGACAGCGCUGAGGUCUUUUAUUGGGGUCAAAGUGGACUCCACUGCGAUUCUGAAUAUGCCUCGCUACUACUAAGCAAGAAACUACUGAUGUGUGAAAGAUAUUGAAAGUCACGUCCUUUAUUUUAUUCAGUUAUUUAUUUAGUGAUAGGUAGACUUCAGAUUCUGAUGCUGAGCUUAGGGGCGAGUCUGGUGGACGAGGAGCUGCAGCGGCCGGUGGUGCUCGAGGGUGACACGGGGCCGGGGGCGUCACGUCAGGCUGGGGCGGUCAAAGCUGGACCGAGGGAGGCUGCCCCGCGAGCUGGUGGGGCGCCUCCUCAUCCUGGAUAGUGAACCUGAUCUGAGGUCUUUUUGUUAAAUUUUCACAAUAGGUCUUUCUAAUACUGUUUGUCUGCAUUUACAAAAUUGUUUUAUUUAAGUUGAUGAGAUUACUUGAUGUCUAGUUACUUUAUAUGUUACAUUAAUGAAGUAAAAGACAACUAAAUAUAGCUGACCAUAGGCCACACGAGCAGGGUCACGCUGCACCAGUUCAAGUGAUGGAUGUAGGCAGGCGAGGCUCUUCUCGCCCGGCACUCGCUGGCCGCCGGGAGGAGUUACUGCCCUGCCGAGGUUAUCGUCAUGAAGUUGAGUUGUUGACAACCACGUUGUGGCCACCCAUGAGAUGAUGGUCCUCAGUGCUUCGUGUUAAUUAAUACUGUUAUUACUAGUGAUCGCUUAGUUAAUGUGUUAUGAGGGAAAGGAGACGGGCAGUAAAUCUAUGUAACGUGCCACCAGCCUACGUGACUUCCAGCGGCACAGGGAGAAGUGUGCUGGGGUGCUGUGUUUUGUAGUCUUCAUCAGCUUCAUAUAGUACUAAAUUAAAACACUUAAGUAAUAUUAGGAAAGAUGUACCCUCCUCUGGCUCAUGCAGUGCCGGCUUAGGGUGAGCAAAAAUCAUCACCAUGAAGAGGCUUGGCCAAGGUACAUACCGAACAGGAUUUCCCUUGAUGUCCGCGGUCAGGACGCCUCGUGUAAGGUGACCACGACACACGCCUCCCGCUGUCCCGCAGUGCACCGGCUGACCGGGCCACAACCCGCCGUCCCUCCCUCACACUCUAGUCAGCUCGCGUGUGAGGAGCCGCAGCAGCAGCAGCGGCAGCACCAGCAGCUCCAGCAACACCAACAUUCAACAUUUAAGGUGUCCACGAAACCAGCCUCAUGCCCGGCCAAGCGUUGCUGCCCCACCACAACACGCCCGUCGCUAUGCAUAUGCUUAACGUAUAGCACGUCAUAAAUUAUUGGCUAUGUUUAACAUAUUCAAAUCAUCCAAGAAACUGGCCUUUGAUUCUACAUCUAGCUUUCGCCUUGAUUCGCAUAUAUGUAGUAUUGUAUUUAUUUAUAUCGCCUUCAGCAGAGAAUUUAUUGUCUUUGAGAUUCAGUAAAGUUUGUAAUAGAAAAAACAAGUAACGCUGCAAUGAUAUCGUACCCGUAGUGUAAGCGCUUCCCAUGACAACUGCAUAGCAUAGUGUGUAUAUAGAUGUGUUCUAUGGGGUUUGUGAGUAGGGUAGAAAAUAGAUAUAUAUGUAUUGUUUGUAAAUAGAGUCGUUUGUUUUGUGAGAGGGUCUAUGAUGUUAUACGUAGAAUAAAUGGGGUUUCUUAGUAA